GGCGGCGCGGGCCUGAGCGCGGCCCAGCCCGGCGGCCCGGCAUGGCGGCCGCGGAGGCGGCGGCGCCGGCGCUCCCCGGUGAGGUGAAGCGGCCCGAGGGCGAUGAGUGGUGCGACAGCGGCCUGGGCUCGCUGGGCGAGGGGCAGCUGGGGCCGCUGCCCGCCAGCCCCGGGCCCGCCAGCCCCGGGCCCGAGCAGCCCGGCCCGGCCCUGGGCCCUGUCACGGCGGCCGUAGGCGCCGUCCGCCUCGCUGAGCCCCCCGAGGAAGCGGCGGCGGCCGCCGUGGACCCCGCGGCCUGGCUGCGGCACGUCCUGGGCUUCCUGACCGAGGACGGCGACACGGCCCUGCACUUGGCCGUCAUCCACGAACAUGAGGCCUUCCUGGACUCCAUCCUGCAGUACACGGGGGGCACCGAGUACCUGGACCUGCAGAACGACCUGGGGCAGACGGCGCUGCACAUCGCCGUCAUCCUGGGCCUGUCGGGCUUCGUGCGGAAGCUGCGGGCGGCGGGCGCGGGGCUGUGCGUGCAGGAGCGGGGGGGCCACACGGCGCUGCACCUCGCCUGCCGCGAGGGCCGCCGGGGUUGCGCCCGUCACCUGCUGGGGCCCCCCCGGACCCCCGCGCCCCGCGACGAGGAGGCGCGCGCCCAGCUCGACAGCGUCAACUACGACGGUUACACCCCCCUCCACGUCGCCGUCCUCCGCAAGGACCUGGAGAUGGUGGAGUUGCUGCUGAGCGCCGGCGCCGACCUCAACAAGGCGGAGCCCAGCUGCGGCCGCAGCCCCCUGCACCUGGCGGUGGAGGCGCAGAGCCCCGAGGUGGCCGAGUGCCUGCUGCGCGCCGGCGCCGACCCCGCCGCCCGCAUGUACGUGGGGUACACCCCCCUCUACAGCGCCCGCCACCGCCCCGACCCCCGCCUGCCCCAGCUGCUGCGGGAUUUCGGGGCGCAGGAGCCCCCCGGCGACUCCGAGGACAGCCCCGACGAGGGCGAGGGUGACAACAGCGACGAGGAAUAUGAUGAUAUCGUCAUCAACAGCGGGCGCUGCGUGGACUGACGGGCCCCCCACUGCCCCCCCCCACCCCCUCAAGUCUCCCCCUAUUUAUCCGGGGGCUCCCGAUGCCGUUGGCUGGACUUUGGGGGAGCCCCCGCUCCCCCCCCACCCCAACCCUGCCACCCACACCCCCACAGCCCCCCUGCCCCCCCAUCCCAGUUGUAGCGUAGAGAAUUUAUAUUGGUUGUUGUAAAAUAAAGAGGUGUU
Molecule: messenger RNA, 1259 nt
Organism: Gymnogyps californianus (California condor)
Lineage: Eukaryota; Metazoa; Chordata; Aves; Accipitriformes; Cathartidae
Gene: NFKBIB
Product: NFKB inhibitor beta
Biological process (GO): signal transduction; cellular response to lipopolysaccharide
Cellular component (GO): cytosol
Molecular function (GO): protein binding
Source: RefSeq, a predicted model, not a curated record